AUGCGUGUCGCUGCUGUCUUCUCCGGCCUCCUGGCCCUCGCCUCCGCCUACUACACCCCCGACUACAGCGAGGACCCCUCCGGCAAUGCCAUCUACACCCCCGGUCUGAACCAGAUCGUCACCGCCGGCGAGGCCUUCGAGAUCACCUGGAACGCGACCACCACCGGUGACCUGUCCAUCGUCCUGCUGCGCGGCGAGAGCACCAACAUGCAGGUCCUCGAGACCCUGGCCGAGAGCGUCGACAACACCGGCUCCUUCUCCUGGACCCCCAGCACCAGCCUGGUCCCGGACACCACCCACUACGGUCUUCUGCUCGUCUGCGCCGGCACCGGCCAGUACCAGUACUCCGACCAGUUCGGCGUCGCUAACCCCUACUACACCUCCUCCUCCGCCGCCGCCGCCGCCACCUCCUCUUCCGCCACCUCCACCGCCACCGUCGUCUCGGUCUCUGCUGCCACCUCUGAUGUCUCUGCCGUCUCCGCUGUGCCCUCCGGCUACACCCUCUCCGGCUCUCAGACCAAGGGCUCCUCCUCCCUGCCCACCGGCCUGCGCAGCUCCGCCUCCGGCGCCUCGGCCACCGGCUCUUCUACUGCUUCCAGCUCCACCCCGGCCUACACCGGUGCUGCUGGCCGUACCGGCGUCAGCUUCGCCGCUGUUGCCCUCGUCGGUGCUGCUGCUCUGCUCGUUUAA
Penicilliopsis zonata CBS 506.65 is the source of this 690-nucleotide messenger RNA. RefSeq lists its product as hypothetical. The transcript has 2 exons. NCBI's taxonomy places the organism in Eukaryota, Fungi, Ascomycota, Eurotiomycetes, Eurotiales, Aspergillaceae. The record is from RefSeq and is a predicted model, not a curated record. Bases 1 to 690 code for a protein of 229 amino acids.